Messenger RNA from Vanessa tameamea, 2021 nucleotides. RefSeq lists its product as uncharacterized. The coding region runs from base 163 to 1791 and encodes 542 amino acids. The transcript has 3 exons. The record is from RefSeq and is a predicted model, not a curated record. Gene Ontology annotation, cellular component: extracellular matrix. NCBI's taxonomy places the organism in Eukaryota, Metazoa, Arthropoda, Insecta, Lepidoptera, Nymphalidae.
AAACGACAAUCACUACUCAAGCAGUGAGUCUUAUCGCGUAGACGCGUGGACACCAUUUUGAUUUAUUUUUUUCGUUCGUGUCAAGACUUAAUCAAAUGUGUAAAUAAGUUUUUUUUUUUUUAAUUAUUUAUCUGUGCAUUUCGGACUCGAGUGUUAACUACAAUGACACAUCCAAAGCUUCAUAUCCGGUUCAUCACAACAUUACUUCUCAUCACAUCACAAUCAAUGUCAUCGGCAUCUACCAAACCAAACGCCAGACCGGUCUACGAAGUCAAUGAACAAACAAGAAUUGAUGAUAAGCCUAAAGUCGCAAAUAACCCGGGAAUACUUCCAUAUGGCAAUCCUUUAGCUGGAAAUUCGAAACAAAAUGCACGACUCCACGCCAGUAAUCAACAAGCUAUGUUUAAUGCUGAAAGAAUAAGACAACACAAGGCUCAGUUACAGAGAUGGACGAAAGGUCCUCAAAUCAUUGAUAGCUAUAUGAAAGCGUAUCACGAUUUACAAGAAAAUCAUCAAUUGGAAAUCGAAGAACAACAAGCAACGUUAAAGGACAGUCCUGUAACACCAGCUGUAACGACUAGAGGUCGUCCAGUUAGACAGCGAGUUCAAAAUAAAAGAGUACAAAAUAAUGAUAACUCAGAUGAAACGUUGCCUAAUGAACCUUCUUUUUCAUCAAACAGAGUACAAAAUCAAAGAAAAGACAUCCCGAGAAGAAGCUCGUCCAUCCAAAGAUCAGAACCCACAAAAAUUACAAAAGCUGACGCAGCUAAUACUAGAAACAGAAACCAUCGAUCAUACGGUUCUGCUGAUUAUCACCAAUAUUUAGAACCCAAAAGAUACAAAACAAUAUAUGUGUCACCGGUGCCCUAUUAUAGCCAAGAUGUGACGAUAAAAUCUAACGGAAACGGUGGUUUAAAUCAUCUUCAAACAAAAGAAACAAGCAAAUUGUAUACAGAAGCAAUACCAAGCGAGGCGACGCCAACUUAUCCACAGCGAUAUGGUCUACAGAAAUUUAAUUCAGUUAAAGAAAUAGAAGCUCUUAAUUCUCUAUUAUCAAAGAAUCCCACGGAACAGUUAUCGAAAUUUACAGCUCUUUUAAAUUCUCAAAAAGGUACAGAUGAUAUUGUUGAACAAGAACCAAUCGAUUAUUAUUUCUAUUUAAAAGAUCCGGCAAAAUAUGCGAGUGCAUACAUGCCACACAAUCCAAUCCCAAUCAAAGACCAUAUACCUAUAACUGAAGAAACAGACGACAUUCAAGAUCCUACUAAAAAUAAACAACCAAUAACAUUUUCUCAGCCAAUAUAUCCAACAACAGCAUCAAAACUUGAAACUGACAAAACAAAUUAUUACAAAGUCGAAGAUGCAAGUCAGGUAAUAUGUGAUGAUACUAAAACUAGUCAUGUUAACUAUUUAAAUGAUGAUAAAGAUGCUUACCAUACUGUUCAUUACGUAUAUCAGCCCUACCUCAACAAGGAAGCGGAAGCUGAUACGAGUGAAAGAUAUUUACACCAUAACGCGCAACCCACUGGAGUUCAACAUUUAUCUGAAGACGGUACAGAAACAUCCGCUUUUGGAGAUGACAACCUCAAAUAUGCAGCUAACUACGAAUUCGGGUACAGAGUAAAAGAUCAAGAUAGCGGCAACUAUUUUGGUCACCGUGAAGCAAAAAAAGGCGAGAAUACCAAAGGUCAAUACCACGUGCUAUUACCAGAUGGUAGAAUGCAGCAGGUCAAUUACUCAGCAGGACCCGAAGGCUUCCAUGCGGAUAUUACGUAUGAUCACUUACAAUAAUAAUAAUUAACCCACAGAUCAAAUUGGAAAAAAAAACUAUUUAAAUCGCAUUUUAAACACAUUUUCAAUGGGUUUGUAAUUAUUUAAACAACAGAAAUUAUUUUAAGUAACUUAAGCCAUAAAUUUUAGCUCAUUUAAAUAAUAUUGUGAAUAAACUGAAAAGUACAAAUAAAACACAGUUAGGAAAAAUAUUUAUUGUACAAAAAUAAUAACAAAUUAAAUUUAUUAUG